Stylophora pistillata is the source of this 1178-nucleotide messenger RNA. RefSeq lists its product as uncharacterized. Lineage: Eukaryota; Metazoa; Cnidaria; Anthozoa; Scleractinia; Pocilloporidae. The record is from RefSeq and is a predicted model, not a curated record. Gene Ontology annotation, molecular function: death domain binding; protease binding. Gene Ontology annotation, biological process: regulation of apoptotic process.
UCCGCCAUCUUAAGGGCUUUGGAGGCUCGAGAACGGCAACAUAUACUCGACUCAGUCAGGACAAUUCGUGGAAAGCAGCUUGGUCAAUUCAUCAGGACGGAGAAUCUCCGAGGCAAAAAAAAAUCAUGGCGUGUGGUGAAACGGUGGAAAGAAUGCCAGAAGCGUAUAGAAACUUAUUGAGGGAAGUGAAGGUCCAACUGGCAAACGACAUGGAACCGGGAAAGGUGUUGCUGAGGAUGUCGCCUUCUUUAGUAUUUAGUACGGACGACGAAGAGAUUAUAGAAGCAGAAAAUACACGUAUGAAUAAAAAUAAAAGGUUGUUGGAGAUCUUAAUGAGAAAACCUGCGAAAGCAUACGAAUCCUUCAAAGAGGCACUUAGAGCAGAUCAGCCACAUCUUGCAGGUUUGAUUGAUAACGCUGAAAUUUCUAAUAAGGCGUUUCAAAAAGCAAAAGACGAACUAGAAAGAAAGAAAGGAUUUCAGGAAGCAGGAUCACAAUCAGAAAAUGAGGAUGCAAAAUCUCAAGCAAGAGGCCAACCAGCAAGGGACAAAGAAGUACGAAAACAAGCUUCUCGAAUAGAGCAAAGUUCUGAGACAUCUCAAGCGACAACCCAACCAGCAAGUGGGAUUAUAGAUACUCAGUUAAGUUGCUCUUCCUCCGACAAGCCUAAAACUGUUUUGCAAGAAAAUGAGGACGCAAAAUCUCAACGAAGAGGCCAACCAGCAAGGGAGAAAGUAGUACCAGAUGUAGUACAGUCUUCAAUAUGCUCAAUACUCUAAUAAAGGAGGCUACAAUAAGCCACUCAGAAUCCGCGUUAGAACGGUUCAAGUAAUCUGAUUGGUUGAACAAGACUGAAGCUGUCAAAAAUUUCAAAGCAUCAAAGUUCACAAGGCAUCAAAGUUCACAGUCUUGCACAUUUCUUUCAUAAAGAAAUAGUUUGGCCGCCAUACAAUUUCUUUGGCGUCCCAAAAGGACUCGGAUGUGUCGCUGAAUUCUGGGCGAUGUGGGCUCAAUUUAAAGCUUUUCCUAAAGGUCUUUUAAUCUUGAUAUGGAAUCUGAACUAGCCGCGAUGGACCUCAACGUGAUCGCAGUCUCUUUGAUAUGGUCAUGAUUUGCUUGAAUUUUUAACAGUUAUACCAGUUUAGAUAUAAUUUUAUGCUUCAUUAUGCCUGUUUGUU